AUGGGUGACAUUAAAAAAAUUAUCAUAAACAAGGAAACAUUCUUAAAGCGAACAGCAAAACUAUAUGAUUAUUGGAAUAAUGGAAACAAUGAAGACUUAUCUAAAACAGAUGCAUUGGUAUUUAUGGUUGGUAACGAUGAUGAUGCAUCUCAAUACUCAAAAUCGAAUGCAUUGCAAAUCUGGCUUUACAAUUAUGAACUAAAUGACAUGUUGGCGAUAUUCACGAAGAACGGCAUUUACUUUUUAGCAAGUUCACGUAAAGCUCUUUUUUUUCAACCAGUUGUAAACGAAGAAAUCAAUGGUUCUGUGCCACCAGUUAUUGUACUUCCACGUGAAAAGUCCGAUAAAGACAGAGCAAAUUUUACGAAGUUGGCUGAAAAACUAAAGGAAAGCGGAUCUUCUUUUGGAUACUUUGCGAAAGAUUCGUAUAAUUCAGACUUCGCUAAAGGAUGGAGCAGCGUUAUGGAGGAAUGUGGUAUCAAACUGACUGUUGACGUAUCCGCUUCUUUCGCACAAUUACUGUCAGAGAAAGAUGAAAUUGAGGUUGAACUAUGUAGAAAAGCUGCGCAAGCAUCGGUUAACGCAUGGUCUUAUGCCAGAAAGAAAAUUAUCGAUAUCAUUGACCAGGCGAAGAAAGUGAAACAUAGUCGCUUUGCGGAAGAUCUAGAAAGAGCGAUGACAACAGUGCAAGUGCAACAACGUCUUGCAGACAAUAACAAUCUUGAGUCAUGUUAUACACCUAUUAUUCAAUCCGGUGGCGAAUAUACACUGAAAUUGAGUGCCGAAAGCAGCGAUAAGCUUAUGCAUUAUGGAACAAUUAUUUGCUCACUUGGAGCUCGAUAUCAGUCCUACUGCUCAAAUUUGAGUCGAACAAUGCUUGUGGACCCAUCGAAGGAACUGCAAGAAGCUUACGAAUCGUUGUUGGUUAUUCAAAAUGCGAUCAUUGAAGCCUUGAAACCUGGAAAGAAAUUGAAUGAGGUGUAUGCAGCCGGCCUAGAAGCCGCCAAAGACAAACCAAUGAUACUGGAUCAUUUGGUCAAAAAUAAUUUUGGUUUCUUGACGGGACUUGAAUUUCGUGAGUCAACGGCUCUUAUAAGUCCCAGAAGUGAUGUGGAAGUGAUACCGAAUAUGGUGUUCGUUGUUUAUGUGGGUUUACAAGGUCUGAAAAAUUUGGCGGCCAAGGAUGAACAGUCAAAGACAUCGGCCGUGUUGCUGUCCGACACUAUUCUAAUUUCUUCAGAAGGUGUUAACGAAGUACUUACGGAAAAGGCAAAAUCGCGUAUAAAAUCAAAUGUAAUCCGAUUUAAAGAUGAAGCGGAAACUUCGCAUGCCGAUGACAAUAAAGAAAAUAACUUGGGUGAGGGACUUGGGCGUGGAAAGCGAUCAGUAUUAUUGCAGGAACAAACACGAAACAAAACAACAAAUGAAGAUAAACGUAAGGAGCAUCAAAAAGAGUUGGGGAAACGAUUGAACGAGGCAGCUCGUGAUCGUUUGGCUGAGCAAACGGGUCAGAAAGAUAUCAAGAAAAUCAAGAAAUCAAAUAUUUCCUACAGAAGCUAUGAAAAAUUCCCCAAGGAAGUAGAAGUUGAUAAACUUCAAAUAUAUGUUGAUCGUCGUCAUGAUUCUGUUAUAUUACCAAUAUUUGGAGUACCCGUACCAUUUCACAUUUCGAUGAUCAAAAAUACUAGUCAAUCUGUAGAGGGUGAUUAUACUUAUUUGCGAGUAAACUUCAUGCACCCUGGCUCACAGAUUGGGAGAGAUCAGUUACAGUUUCCAAAUCCGCUGUCAACUUAUGUGAAAGAAUUAACUUAUCGAAGUAGCAAUUUGAAGGGACAUGGAGAAGUAACUGCUCCUAGCAGUAAUUUAAGUACUGCAUAUCGUUUGAUCAAAGAAAUGCAGAAAAAAUUCAGGACACAGGAAGCCGAAGAACGCGAGAAAGAAGGAGCUGUGAAACAAGAUAAACUGAUCUUAUCAACAGCAAAAGGCAAUCCAAAGCUGAAGGAUCUUUUUGUUAGACCAAAUAUCAUCACCAAACGAAUUAGUGGUUCGUUGGAGGCCCAUGCUAAUGGUUUCCGAUACACCUCAUUGCGUGGUGACAAAAUCGAUGUGCUAUAUAACAACAUAAAACAUGCAUUUUUCCAGCCUUGCGAUAACGAAAUGAUUAUAUUGAUACAUUUCACACUGAAAAAUCCGGUUUUAUGGGGCAAGCGUAAAUACCAAGAUAUCCAGUUUUACACGGAAGUUGGUGAAAUCACUACCGAUUUGGGCAAAUAUCAUCAUAUGCAGGAUCGUGACGAUGUUCAGAGUGAACAACUUGAACGGGAAAUGAGGAAGCGUCUGAAUCAAGUUUUCCAAAACUUCUGUGAUAAGGUUGUUCGUCAGACAAACGAAGCAUUUGAUUUUGAUGUACCGUUUAAUGAACUUGGGUUUUUCGGCGUUCCUUAUCGAUCAUCUUGCACUCUGAAACCAACUUCAUCAUGUCUGGUCAAUUUGAGUGAAUGGCCUCCAUUCGUUGUAACUUUGGACGAAGUGGAAUUCGUACACUUUGAACGAGUGUCAUUCCAACUGAAGAAUUUCGACAUGGUUUUCAUUUUCAAAGAUUAUUCCAAAAAGACGCAAAUGGUUCAACAGAUUCCAAUGACGUCGCUUGACAGCGUCAAGGAAUGGCUCAACUCCUGCGAUAUAUAUUAUUCCGAAGGAAUUCAGUCGUUGAACUGGGUGAAAAUUAUGAAAACCAUCUUGGACGAUCCGGAAGAUUUUUUUGCAAAUGGUGGAUGGAAUUUUUUGGCAACAGAUAGCGAUAAUGAAGAUGAAGAGGAGGAUGAAGAAAGUGAAGAUGCGUAUACACCAAGUGAAGAUGAAACUGAAGGUUCUGAUGAAGAUGAAGACGAAGAAGAAUCACCGGAAGCAACAUCUGAAUCCGAAUCCGAAACGACUGUGGAUUCUGACGAAAGUGAAGGCAAGGAUUGGAGCGAUUUGGAAGCAGAAGCUCAACGAGCUGAUCGAGCACGCGAUCGUGGCGAAGAGGAACGUGUCCAUAAGUCAUCUCAGAAACGCAAACCUGCGUCAAAAGGCCGCGGACCGAGCCCGAAACGUCGGAAAUGA
Messenger RNA from Cercopithifilaria johnstoni, 3105 nucleotides. The record is from the annotation of a GenBank genome assembly. Lineage: Eukaryota; Metazoa; Nematoda; Chromadorea; Rhabditida; Onchocercidae.